Messenger RNA from Prorocentrum cordatum, 912 nucleotides. NCBI's taxonomy places the organism in Eukaryota, Dinophyceae, Prorocentrales, Prorocentraceae. The record is from the annotation of a GenBank genome assembly.
AUGGCCUCGCUGCCCAGGAGCUUCGCGACUGGCACUGGUGCAGACCUCUUCGGUCUGGAGCCGUCGAGUCGGCUCGGCGCCGGCCCGAUCGGGGCGCGGGGGCGCCCGAGGCGGGGCUUCAUGGCCUCCACGCCCGCGGGGGCGCCGGGGCGCGGCGGGGACCCGGACUUCGACGAGAAUGCGGCGGACUUCGACACCGAGGAGGGCACGUACCUCUACGGCACUGACAUCAAGGACAGGAUUGUCGCAGGUCAGAAGAGCAAGAUUUCACAUAUGAGCUGCAUGGAAGGGGCGGCAGGCCGCCCCGCCCGGGGCAAGGCCGCGGCGGGCCGCGCGGCCGUGGACGAGGGGGCCGGCCAUGCCACGGCGGGCCACGGUGGGCCGAGGGCCUUCGCCAGGGUGGCAGCACUGGCCGCCGCUGCCAUCUCGCGCGCGGAGUCUCCGCCUCCCCCCCCGGCGGCUCCGGCGAGCGGCCAGGGGCUGUGCGUCCUGGGCGCGGGGAGGCUGUCGCGGCAGAACACCGGGGCGGAGGCCGCAUGGUGGGACGCGCUCAGGCGGACCUGGGCUGCAGAGGCAACGCUGGUGCAGGAGAACGCGCGGCUCCUGAGCGUCGACAUCCAGCGCCCCGCCGACCUGGAGGCGGGCGCCAGCGGCCUCGCGGUCUCCGCGGCCUGGGCGCUGCGGGGAGCCGGCCUGGAGGGCGCCUGCGCCUGGACGCUGGUGCUGUGGCUCCCGCUGCUGCUGAACCUCGGGCGGCUGGCCAGCCGCCUCGCGGACCUCGCAGACCUCGAGCCCAUGGCGCUGGCGCUGGUCCCCCACGAGCCCGCCGGCGGCGGCGGUGGCGCCCCGCCCUUCUGCGUGCUGAGCCGCGGGCUUGUGGAGUCCGCUGGGCAGCGGAGAGCCCAGUCCUGA